GCGUCCCCUGGAGCCCCGCCCCCCUCCCCUCCUUUCCCCUCCCCUCCCCCGCCUGCCCCCCAAUAGCCCCCUGCCCCCCUCCAGGGCCUCCUGCCCCCCCUCCCCCAACAGCCCCCUGCCCCCUUCCCUGCCCCCCCUUCACCUCCCAACAGCCCCCUCCCUGGACCCUCAACACCCCUACCCCUCUUCCCUGCCCCCCCUCCUCGCCCCCAACAGCCCCCUCCCCUCUCCCCCGGCCCCCCAGAGCCCCCUGCCUCCCUCACCCCGCAGAGCACCCUGCCCCCCCACAACUCCUUGCCCCCUCCUCACCCCAAAGAGCCCCCUGCCCCCCCACCACCUCCCUGCACCCCCCCCAGGGGGUCCCUGCAGGCGGGCCGCCCCGCCGUCCCCCCCACGUGCGAUGCAGGCCCCCGCGGGGCCCAUUAGCGCGGCGCGGUCCCCGGUGGCACUCGUUAGCGAGGCGGGCACGGGCAUCGCAGGCCCCCGGGGCCCGGCCGGCGCGUUGCUAGGAGCUGCCAGCAAGGCGCGGCAGGCGGGCGCUCGACGACGACGCCACCGCCGCCAUGGCCGCCCGCGCCGGCGUCUGGCUGCGCCGCAGGGCCCAGGCCCGCCCGCUCGUGCGCACCCGGGAGUCCACCAGCGCCCCGCCAGGCGCCGUCCGCGCCUGGAUCCUGGACCCCGCGGGCGAGGCCUACUACUGGUGGCUCAACCUCAUGGUGGUGCCCAUCAUGUACAACUGGAUCGUCCUGAUCUGCAGGGCCUGCUUCGUGGAACUGCAGGAGCGCUACCUGGUGCUGUGGCUGGUGCUGGACUACGCCUGCGACCUGCUCUACUUGCUGGACGUCACCGCGCGCUUCCACACCGGCUUCCGGGAUGACGGCAUCCUGGUGCGGGCGCGGGGCCGCAUCGCGCAGCGCUACGCCCGGUCGCGCCAGGCUCUGUGGGAUGCGGCCUCGGUGCUGCCCACCGACCUGCUGUACGUGCGGCUGGGCCUGGGCGCGCCGGCCGUGCGCGCCAACCGGCUGCUGCGGGUCGGGCGGCUGUGGGAGGCCUUCGAUCGCACGGAGACGCGCACGGGCCACCCGCACACCUUCCGCAUCGCCAAGCUGAUGCUCUACGUCUUCGUCACCAUCCACUGGAACGCCUGCGCCUACUUCGCCCUGUCCGAGUUCCUGGGCCGCGGCAGCGACACCUGGGUGUGCCCCGACGCCAGCCAGCCUGGCUUCGACCGCCUGCGGCGCCAGUACCUCUACAGCUUCUACUUCUCCACGCUGGUGCUGACCACGGUAGGCGACACGCCGGAGCCGCAGCGCCCCGUCGAGAUGCUCUUCAUGGCCGCUGGCUUCCUGCUGGGCAUCAUGGGCUUCGCCACCAUCAUGGGCAGCAUCGGCUCGGUCAUCUCCACCAUGCGCAGCGCCGACGCCGCCUUCUAUCCCAACUACGACCUGGUGAAGCACUACCUGCGGCUGCACCGCGUGGGCCGGCGCCUGGAGCGCCGCGUGGGCCGCUGGCACCAGCACCUGCGGCUGGAGAAGAAGCUGACGCACGAAGGCCGCAUCCUGCAGCACCUGCCCGAGCGGCUGCGGGCCGAGGUGGCGGUGAGCGUGCACCUGGCCACGCUGCGCAAGGUGCAGCUGUUCCAGAGCUGCGAGCGCUCGCUGCUGGAGGAGCUGGUGCUCAGGCUGCAGCCCCAGGUUUACAGCCCCGGCGAGUACGUGUGCCGCAAGGGCGACAUCGGCCGUGAGAUGUACUUCAUCCGCGAGGGGCGCCUGGCCGUGGUGGCCGACGACGGCAUCACGCAGUACGCCGUGCUGGGCGAGGGGCUGUACUUUGGGGAGAUCAGCCUCAUCAACAUCAAAGGUAACAAGUCAGGGAACCGGCGCACGGCAAACAUCAAGAGCAUCGGCUACUCGGACCUGUUCUGCCUGUCCAAGGAGGACCUGAUGGCCACGCUGGCCGAGUUCCCCAGCGCCAAGGUCAUGAUGGAGGCCAAGGGCCGUGAGAUCCUGCUCAAGCUGGACAAGCUGGACGUCAACGCCGAGGCAGCCGAGAUCGCACGGGCGCAGGCGGCCGAGGCGCGGACGCAGGCGCUGGAGGCCGCGCUCGACGCCCUGCAGACCAAGGUGGCGCGGCUGCUGGCCGAGCUCGAGUCCAGCGCCUUCAAGAUCGCUCUGCGCCUCGAGCGCCUCGAGUGGCAGAACCGCGACCGUCCCACGCCCCCCGGCGCCCGCAACCUGCCUGACCCCUGACCCCUGGCCCUGCUCCUGGUGGGGUGGGGCGGGAGGAGGACAGACCAUGCCCCACCCCAGCACACCGGAGAGUCAGGAAAGGGUUAACCCGUCCCAUGCUCUGUCAACAGUUGCUAGGGAACCAGCACAACAGUCACUAGGCAACCGCUUCUCUGCCCCCCCUCCCCAGCAGCUCUGCCCCCUCCCCGCCCCCCUGCAGCUUCCGCCCCCACUUCCCCCUCCCCCACCUGCAUCCUGCUCCUGUGCCCCCCCCCCACCCUGCUCCCCUGGGACCCUUGUCACCCCCCCAUAGUGCCUGCCCCUGCCCCCCCAUGCUUGUGCCCUCCCUGUGCGUGUGUGUGUGUAUGCAUGGGAGUGUCACAUGCAUCUGCAGCAUGUGACUACACGUGCCUUCGUGUGUUUGUGACCACAUAUGCACACCUACAGUCAGACACGUACGUGCCCGUGUACGCAGGGAUACCACGCGUGCAAGUAAACAUCUGCAUGCA
Molecule: messenger RNA, 2737 nt
Organism: Alligator mississippiensis (American alligator)
Lineage: Eukaryota; Metazoa; Chordata; Crocodylia; Alligatoridae
Gene: CNGA4
Product: cyclic nucleotide gated channel subunit alpha 4
Exons: 5
Coding region: 564-2249 (561 amino acids)
Biological process (GO): monoatomic cation transmembrane transport
Cellular component (GO): intracellular cyclic nucleotide activated cation channel complex; plasma membrane
Molecular function (GO): intracellularly cAMP-activated cation channel activity; cGMP binding; intracellularly cGMP-activated cation channel activity
Source: RefSeq, a predicted model, not a curated record